AUGGAGCGAAUCAUGAACCCCGUGUUGGACCGCAAGUCUCCCUCGCAAUGGCACCGGUACGAGCCGCGGCAGACGCGACCGGAGCUUCCCGUGUCCCUCGAAGACGCUGACCCGUUGACAGCUUCGGCGCGGUACAAGCAGCUGUCAACGGGUAAAAAGGACCAGCCGACCUAUGCAAAGGCUCUGGCGUUCGAUGAUGGGCUGCACUCGGUCUAUGUCGCCGACUACCCACAAGGAUUGCGCGGUCUGUUUGUGCUCGUGCAGAGUCCGCUAUUGCUUGUUGCAAUCGGCAUCUUUGCCGGCAGUGUGGGGCUUGUGGUUGACAUGUGGAGCGUCGAGAUUGCUCGGUACUACCAAUGGGUGGGUGGACAAGGGUUUGGACUGUUUGUGACGUCGGCACUUGCUGCGGGAGGCUUCGCAGCGCUUCUGACUCACUGUGUGUGUCCCCAAGCUGCAGGGUCAGGGCUACCGUUCAUGCGAGUGGCCAUUUCAGGCAUCAACAUGAGCACCUACCUCUCCUUCCGCUGUGUUGCGACGAAGAUCGUUGGCCUGAUGGCCGCGUUGGCUGCAGGCCUGUCGAUCGGCAAAGAAGGCCCUUUGGUCAUGAUUUCGUGUGGGUUUGCCAGUGUCCUGAUGAGCUGGGGCCCGUUCCAACGCAUUCGCGAUGAUGACGCUAAGCGUUUGGAGAUGCUAGCAUGUGCUUGCGCUGCUGGCGUGUCUGCGACGUUCGGGUCCCCUUUUGGAGGUGUACUUUUUGGGGUCGAGGUGACAUCGCAUUUUUACCUGGUCCGGACGCUGCCCCGUUCAUUCUUUGCAGCCAUUGUGGGUGCACUGCUAGUUGGCUUUGGUGCAGCGAAUUCAGGAUAUGGGCUCUUUGGCAACAGGAGCAUCGAAAUCGCUGCGGACACCAACGCCGGUAAAGGAAGUGGUGGCCUUGUGUGUGCGGACCUCUGCGUGUUUGCGCUCAUGGGUAUCGUUUGUGGUCUUGCAGGGGCUCUUUUCAACUACACCUUGUCAAUACUGGUGCGUGCUCGCGACCGCUUUUUCCAGCCCUCGUCCUCAAGUUCGCCACGUGCGACUUGGUGGAAUGCUCUUGGAAAACGGGUGGGACUCGUUCUGGCUGUAACGCUACUUUCGUGCUGGCUUGAGUUUUACGGAGACAGUGCGUGGUUCAUGCGGCACGGUUCCCCCCGGCGCAUUCUUGACGCGCUGUUCUCGAAAGACAAGCACAUUUUUGCCAGUGACCGUACGCAAAAAAGCACCACCGAGGAAAGUUUGUUGCUUUCGAAGUCGCUAGUAACAUUCCUGCCGCUCAAGUGUGUCCUCACGCUUGUGAGCAUUCUACUGCCCGUGCCGGCUGGUUUGUUCACCCCAACUUUUGUGAUCGGUGGAAUCUUUGGUCGACUUGUUGGCGAAACCGUACGUGCGUUUGAUUUCCUGAGCACCAGCUAUGAGCCUUUCGAGUUUGCGAUCAUCGGAGCGGGGGCCUUCUCCUCAGGUGUGACGCAUGCUGUGUCAACCGCAGUUAUGAUCAUGGAGAUUUCACACACCGAUGGCCUCAAUCUGCCCGUGUCUGUGGCAACGCUAGCAGCCUAUUUCACGGCCAAGCGAUUCACUGAUAACGUUUACGAUGUCCUUAUUGCGACGAGCAAUUUGCCUCGACUGAAAAAGCUGCCCAAAGCUGCUUACGAUAUCUCGGCCUGGGAAGUGAUGAAGGACGUUGCAGAAAUGGGAGUGCUCAACGCCGAUUCAACCUACGAAGACGCGAUGGUAUUGCUGAAGCGCUCCGACAUGGAACUUGUCUUUCCGAUUGUUGACUCGCCCGAGAAUCGCUUCCUGCUGGCUACAGUCACGCGUUCCCGGCUCGCAGACGCUGUGUCACUUUGUCAACGCCAAGGUGCCAUUCCGUUUCCCAUGACAACGGAAGACUUGCGGCAACCGCCCCAUGAAGAGAGAGUAGCAACAGGCGAAACCUCGCCGCUUUUCCCGUCCACCCCUCAGUCGGCCAUCUCUACCAUCGCAAAGACAACCGGCUAUAGGUCGGGAAAGAGCACAGCAGCUCGAAGAUCCUACGGAGCCAUCAACUCGAUAUCCCACGACGAUUACAGUGGCAGUCGGUGUGACAACGAAGACGGUCGAGAUGAACUUCCCGUCCAGCUGUUGCGGUCCCCCAUCCAUUUCGCGUUUUGCCGAGGCGGCAAGGUCGUGGAUUGGGUCACGAACGAGGUGUGCUGUCCGUCCGAAUUGACGGUGCUGAUCGACCCCUCACCGGUCCAGUUUAUGGAGAUGACGCCAAUGCGUCGCGUGGAUAUGCUCUUUCGCAUGCUGAAGCUCAACAACGUCUUUGUCUCGCGCUCGGGAAGGCUCAUGGGCGUCAUUAGCCUCGAGCGUAUGAUGACGUUUCUUGGCACCACGAAGCCGUACCAGGCACCCGGAUUGCUGCGUACGCUCAGAAACAUCUUCUUUCGACCAAAUGGUGCCAGACCUCAUGACUGA
This is a messenger RNA of Hyaloperonospora brassicae, 2496 nucleotides long. NCBI's taxonomy places the organism in Eukaryota, Oomycota, Peronosporomycetes, Peronosporales, Peronosporaceae. The record is from the annotation of a GenBank genome assembly.